AUGCCCGGAACAUCACCCCCGGCCAACGGCACCCUGGACGAGACUCUUGGAACCCGCGACCGUGUUCGGGUCCGCAAACGAUACACCUCGCACGCUUGCAUGGAAUGUCAACGGCGCAAGAGGAAAUGUACCGGCGAACGAGUUUGUAUGACCUGUCGCUAUAUUGGCACCGAAUGCGUCUAUUCAACAUUGCGGUCCGCGAAAUCACGUACGCCAGCGCAGAGCACAGCUCCCUCUCGGCCGUCGGAGGCAUUGCCCAUGCUAGAUGCCCGAUAUCCUCAGAAGCACUCGUCAAUACAAGAAUCGUCCCUAGAGAAUGUCGACGGAGGCCUUGAAGCCCGCACUCGAACGCUCGAGCAACGCUGCGAAGCCCUCGCCAAGGAGCUCGCAACACUCCAUAGGCCGGAAGAGAGUGAUCGCCGAAACACCCAAACCCUGCCUGUGGUGGUGGAGAGUCCAACGAGCCUGUCCGUCGUCAGCUCGGCACCCACCACCAGCAAUACCUUUGAGCGAAACACCGCUUUCAUGAGCGACACGGCGUACAGUCGCCAGAUCGAUCAGCUGGACCAGUCGGUAACCCAAGAGCUAGGAGAAAUCGUCCCCUCAGGAGGUACUUCUCUUGCUGGUAGGCAGGUGGGCCCUGGUGCCGCCCUGGAUAGCGACUACAUCGGUAAUUCGAGAGACAUGAUUGAGCAGAUUAUACAGCAAACGAGACUCGGGGACGCCGACAACAUCCUGCACUGGCUCGAACUCUACUUCCAAUCGAUCAACCCGUUCUAUCCGUGCAUCAACGAAUUCCACAUGCGAGUCCAGCUGGCGUCUUUCCUGGCCAACGACACCAGCUGCAUGAGUCAGGAGGCGGUCAUCCACUUCGCAGCCCUACUCAAUUUUAUGAUUGCUGUCGUCCGGAUCCUGCAUGACGUUAGCGCGGAGGGCAGCCCACUUCCGGGCUGGCAAGAGUUCGACCGAGGGGAGCAGCUGUUGCGUGGACAUCGUUCGUGGUUAGAGCGGCCGACCAUGACGACCAUCCAGGUGUUUUUGAUCAAGGCUAUCUACUGUCAACACAUCUCGAAGCUCAAUGCGGCCUACGACGCAACCGGCACUGCUAUUCGAUUGUGCUUCCAGCUGGGCCUCCACAGCGAACCCAGCUGGGGCGACAAGUGCAGCUACUUUGAGCGGACGUACCGCCAGCGCAUCUUCUGGUCCACGUAUUGCAUGAAUCACAACAUCGCCCAGAAUUCGGGCCUCCCCCAUCUCCUGCACAAGUCGGACUUCAAGGUGGAAUACCCCAUGUGCGUGGACGACCGGAUGCUAUAUCCCAACUGCCCGCGGCUGGCGCCGAGCCCCAAGGUCUCUCCCGUACCCUACAUGAUCGAGGUCAUUCAAUGGUCCAAGCUCGCUUCUGCUGUCUGGGACGUCAUGUUCGGCGUGCGGGCAGAGAAACCCGUCAGCCAGGCAUUCAUAUCCUCAACCGACAGCAAAAUCAUGAACAUGGCGCAGAGAACCCCCGAGCCCUUACGCUGGGCCGGCGGUGCUAGGGAGCAAGGCCGGGACACAGUGGCAUCCUUCAUCCGACAACAAAGCUUCGUCCUGUAUCUACGAGCCCGUGCGUUGCGCCUCCUGCUCAGGCAUGAGGAGAUGAUGAGCCUGCGCUGUGGAAGUGGCAAUGUACAGCUCUGCAUCGGCAUCGCGGCCGAGGUGGUAGCCGCCGUGGAAACGGCGUACUCGGCGGGCAUCUUCCUCCCGAAUCAGCGACAAUCCUAUGCCCUCCACCUCACCAGCGUGAUCGUGCACAUGAUCUGCGUCGUGUUGCAGCACAACAGCGAGGAAGGCUCUGUUCGACCCGCGGUCGACCUGUUGAACCGCUCUCACAGAAUCGUGGAGGAAGUGUCCGUCGGCUUCGCCUUCGCGCGUGGUAUGCUCAUACAGCUGCGAAGGCCCAUCCGUGCCGCCCGGCAUGUCCUCGAGCAGAAGUGGCCGCGAUUGGCAUUCUGGCCGCCAUCUCAGCCGUCCCAGAACGCCAUUGAGCCCCCCGUACCCAUUGGUCUUGUGUCGGCUAACGAGGCCAUCUCCACCACUUGGGGGAAUGAGCCGACGGCCACCGGGGCGGCGUCCAUAGAACUUGACGAGUCGUUCAUGUUUGACCCUGAGGGCGUUCUGGGGCUGUCUUCUAUUUGGGAAGACGUCAAUUAUUGGACUACGAUGAACACGUUGUAG
Messenger RNA from Cladophialophora immunda, 2217 nucleotides. RefSeq lists its product as uncharacterized. Gene Ontology annotation, molecular function: DNA binding; zinc ion binding; DNA-binding transcription factor activity, RNA polymerase II-specific. The record is from RefSeq and is a predicted model, not a curated record. Bases 1 to 2217 code for a protein of 738 amino acids. NCBI's taxonomy places the organism in Eukaryota, Fungi, Ascomycota, Eurotiomycetes, Chaetothyriales, Herpotrichiellaceae. The transcript has a single exon. Gene Ontology annotation, biological process: DNA-templated transcription; regulation of DNA-templated transcription.